AUGAUUCAAAAACGACAAACUAUUAUUAAACAAAUAAUAAAAAAAAGUCAUUUUCAUAUGAAUCUAUGUGAAGAAUAUUAUAGAAAAAUAAUUGAAGAAUUUGUUGCUAAAUUAGAAAUUGAAAUGUCAAAACAUUUAGAUGAAUUACAAAAGAAAAUGGAAGAAACCAAAGAACACGUUUUUAUAAAAUCACACGAUAAAAUUAAACUUUUAUCAAUAAAAGUAGAAAAUGCUAAAAAAGAAUUUCUUCGUCGAUUAGAAUCUGCUACUAAAGCUAAACGUCAAGAAAUCUUAGAUCAAAUAACAAAUAUUUCCAUAGAUAAAACACGUCAACCUAUUGGUUAUGAACAAUUAAGAGAACUUAAUCUUAAAAUGUAUUCUACUGUUGGUGUCAAGCCAGAUGGACAAGGUUGUGUUAAUAUACCUGAGAGAGACAAAUAUAUCAAAGACAUUAAAAAUGUUAAACAACAUGGAACACCUAAAAAACAAUUUUAUAGUACAACUGAUCUAAUUCAACAUUCGGAAAUCGUAAACAAAAUCAAUAAAUAA
Messenger RNA from Rotaria sp. Silwood1, 549 nucleotides. NCBI's taxonomy places the organism in Eukaryota, Metazoa, Rotifera, Eurotatoria, Philodinida, Philodinidae. The record is from the annotation of a GenBank genome assembly.